Molecule: messenger RNA, 3244 nt
Organism: Danio rerio (zebrafish)
Lineage: Eukaryota; Metazoa; Chordata; Actinopteri; Cypriniformes; Danionidae
Source: RefSeq, a predicted model, not a curated record
CCGUCUGAUUCUCAUCAACGUGACGUCACUUCGCGAGCUGUCCGCGGUGCUGAAGCAAGAUGGCAGUGCGCUAGAGGCGACCAACUGAUGGACUAAAAGUGCUUUACACGGACAUUAUCUGUUCAUUGAGCGGUUUGUGCGUUUAUUUGAGCGAUUCUGAAGCCAUGGCUGUGUUUUGAGUGGAAAACGGCUGAAUUAAAUCACAGCACGUAUAACGGACCGUCCCGUUCCGGAGGUCGACGCGAUGUCUCUGCUCUGCGUCGGUGUGAAGAAGGCCAAGUAUGAUGGACCCCAGGAGAAAUUCAACACAUACGUGACUCUAAAGGUUCAGAAUGUGAAAAGCACCACCAUCGCUGUUCGGGGCAGUGAUCCAAGCUGGGAGCAGGACUUCAUGUUUGAGAUCAAUCGUCUGGAUCUGGGACUCACAGUGGAGGUGUGGAAUAAAGGUCUGAUCUGGGACACCAUGGUCGGGUAUGUCUGGAUGCCGCUGCAGAGUAUUCGGCAGUCGAAUGAGGAAGGACCAGGAGAAUGGCUGACUCUGGACUCUCAGGUUAUCAUGGCGGAUAAUGAAAUUUGUGGCACCAAAGAUCCAACAUUCCACCGUCUGCUUCUGGACACUCGCUUUGAACUGCCGCUCGAUAUCCCAGAAGAAGAGGCUCGAUACUGGGCCAAAAAACUGGAGCAGAUCAACGCCAUGCGGGACCAGGAUUAUUCAUAUCAGGAGGUUCAGGAGAGGCCUCUGUCUGUGCCGGGAUCACAGUGCUGUAACUGGUGGGGUGACCAGCAGAACAAUGAUGCAGACAGUGCGAUGGAUGACCGAGACAGUGAUUACCGCAGUGAGACCAGUAACAGUAUCCCACCACCGUUCUACUCCACGUCUCAACCCAAUGCCUCAGUCCACCAGUAUCCCAUAAACCACCAGCACCGAAACCCCAGAGCACCGUACAGCCGAACUAUCAACAACUGUGAGCUGGACUACGACCAGCAGAGAACCGUCAGUCCGACCGGGAGCUAUGCAUCCUCUGCCGAACUCAGUCGCUGUAGUUCUCAACUGAGCGAAGAAUACGCCGAGCGUGAACUGUACGAUGAGAACGACUCGUACCACUCCUGCCACUCCUCAGUGUCCUACAGCAAGGGUUCACCAGAUUGGGACGAGACCCAGUGUGCGUACAGCGACGAGUGUGCCUACAGUAAAGAUGGCGGAGAAGAAGGUGCAUUAUAUGAAGAAGAUGAUGGUGAUCUGUACCCAGAAGAGGUGGACAUGUAUGAAGGAGAGGAGGACUUCAAUUAUGAAGAGUUAGACGAGGACCAAGAACUUCCGUUUACACCAACACCAACUAGUACCGCACCAAUAACGGAUGCUCAAACGUCCGCCAGACCUCCUUUAGAGAAGCAAAACUCGCUUCACCAACAGCAAACACCACCUCAGAAUGCAAGCCAACCGACCAAUCAGACACAAGCCCAACCACCAAUCAAACCUGCAAUCCAGCAAAGCCCCGCCCCCCAGCAGCCGCCCCCAAAACAGCAGCCUCCACCACAACAACAAUCUUCCGGCCCGAUUCCUUCGGUUCAAUCCUUCUUCGCUAUGGCUAAACCAUUGACUGCAGUGUUUGGAUUGGGUGGAUCUACACCCACACCACCUCCUCCAGCACCAACAACUCAAUCCCAACCUCAACCAAUGACAACACAAUCCCAAACUCCAGUCGCUCCACCUCCAGCUCCAUCCACGCAACAGAUGCCUCCAGUUACCAACAAAUCUUUCGAGAUUCCGGUUGAAGAUCCGAUUAUCACUUCUGCACCUGAACCGAAACCUCCAACCCCUGCUGAGGAGAAACCACCCACUGUAGAGCCACCAAUGGAGGAGGAAAAUCCCAUUCAAGAAGACGAUUUCCCAAUGGAAGAGCCUUUGGUGGAGGAAAUUAAGAUGGAGAGUCCUCCUCUAUCGCCCCCUUAUGAAGAGGAGCAACUGAUGCCUGAACCUGAAAGUGAGCCGGUGAUUGAGGAGCCGAAGGAGCCUGUGGAUCCAGCACUCAGAGCUAAAGAGAACUGGCUGAGAAUCUUUGAGAAAGUCCGACGACAGCUGCAGGAGGCUCGAGGAGAAACAGACUCUCAGUCUCUGUGGUUUGGUAAAGGAGGCAUGGGCGGAGCCCUGUACAGCAUCGACAGCAUGCCGGAUCUGAGGAAGAGGAAAACCAUUCCACUGGUCCGAGAUCUGGCUAUGUCUCUGGUCCAGAACUCUCGAAAGGCCGGCAUCACAUCUGCUAUGGCCUCCAGUACACUCAACAAUGAGGAGCUGAAGAGUCAUGUGUACAAGAAGACGCUGCAGGCCCUGAUUUACCCGAUCUCCUGCACCACACCGCACAACUUCGAGGUCUGGACGGCCACAACGCCCACCUACUGCUACGAGUGUGAGGGUCUGCUGUGGGGCAUCGCGCGCCAGGGCAUGCGCUGCUCUGAGUGUGGUGUCAAGUGCCACGAUAAAUGCCAAGACCUGCUGAACGCAGACUGCCUGCAGAGAGCGGCUGAGAAGAGCUCCAAACACGGAGCCGAGGACCGAACGCAGAACAUCAUCAUGGUUCUGAAGGACCGCAUGAAGAUCCGCGAGCGCAACAAACCCGAGAUAUUCGAGCUGAUCCAGGAGGUGUUUGACGAACCCAAAGCCAGCCACGGCACACAGAUGAAGCAGAUCAAGCAGAGCGUCCUGGACGGCACAUCUAAGUGGUCUGCUAAAAUCAGCAUCACAGUGUGCUGUGCUCAGGGUCUGCAGGCCAAGGAUAAGACGGGCUCCAGUGAUCCGUACGUCACUGUACAGGUGGGUAAAACCAAGAAGAGGACCAAGACCAUCUACGGAAACCUCAACCCCAUCUGGGACGAGAGCUUUCACUUCGAGUGUCAUAACUCCUCGGACCGGAUAAAAGUGCGCGUCUGGGAUGAAGACGACGACAUCAAAUCUCGUGUGAAGCAGCGGUUCAAGCGCGAGUCUGAUGACUUUCUGGGUCAGACCAUUAUUGAAGUGAGAACGCUGAGCGGAGAAAUGGACGUUUGGUACAACCUCGACAAGCGCACCGAUAAGUCUGCUGUGUCAGGAGCCAUACGUAUGCACAUCAGUGUGGAGAUCAAAGGAGAAGAAACUGUGGCUCCAUAUCACGUCCAGUACACCUGUCUGCAUGAGCACAUCUUCCACUACACCACAGAGAAGCAGAACGGCGGUGCCCGUGAUGUUCCAAUAACAUAUUGUUAUUGA